This is a messenger RNA of Tribolium madens (black flour beetle), 1416 nucleotides long. Its product is annotated as serine protease snake-like. The record is from RefSeq and is a predicted model, not a curated record. The transcript is spliced from 5 exons. Bases 362 to 1282 code for a protein of 306 amino acids. NCBI's taxonomy places the organism in Eukaryota, Metazoa, Arthropoda, Insecta, Coleoptera, Tenebrionidae. Gene Ontology annotation, biological process: proteolysis. Gene Ontology annotation, molecular function: serine-type endopeptidase activity.
AUUUUGAAACAUUUUUCCUUGGUAAAAUUUUUAUAGUACUUUAUCAAUAACUUUUUCCAAAAAAUAAAGAGUUUAAGCAAAAAACAUUUGGUUCCAUACUUUUUAUUCACCUGGUAUGAAAUAACACAAACUAUUUACUCAAACACUAAACGUUUAUUUACACUAUGCAUUUUACCACAACGUGGUGAGAAUUAAAAGUGUUUUAAGAAUGUACCGCUUUAUCUUGAGUACCUACUUUCAGUAUUAAAACUUUAGCAACUUAUAAUUCACAAAAUGUUUUAUUAUUGGUAGGAUGAUUCUUUAUCGUUCAAUUUAUAAACCCACACAAAAUGUAUCUUCAUUGUUUGAAUAAUCAUAAAAUAUGAAAUUCUCUGUGUUGCUAUAUUUAAUAUUCACAAGAUUUGAAAUAAAUUAUUGUAAUAGUAAUGUUUCGUCUACGAAAUGUGAGGAAUAUGGAAAAGCAGUUUAUGUGCAAAGUUUUAGUCCAGUGUUAUCUGUAAAUGCCCAAAAAAAUGUUGUGUCCGAAUGUGGAAUAGUAUCAGUGCCACUAAUAGUUGGAGGAACAUCUGCUUCUGAAAAAGAAUUUCCUCAUAUGGCUGUGAUUGGGUAUGGGGAGACACCAGAAUCUAAGCUAGGAUGGGAUUGUGGAGGCACUUUAAUUAGUGAAUUAUACGUAUUAACAGCUGCUCAUUGUUUAGAAAGUCGAGAAUUAGGUCCUUCUCAAGUUGUUCGGCUGGGUACUAUACAUUUAGAUGAGCUGGAUCCAGACGUGCAAGAACGUGUAGUUAUUGAAAGAAUUCGUCAUCCUGAUUACAAACCGCCAUUAAAAGCAAACGAUAUAGGUUUAAUUAAACUGCAGGAUCCUGUAGAAUUUACACCAUACGUGCGACCAGCUUGCUUAAAUACAGCGGAUAUUAAUCCUGGGCGAAAAGGACUAGCAUCGGGGUUUGGAAAAUUAUCGUAUGAUGCAGAAACCGGAAGUAAGAACUUAAUGAAAGUAUUGCUUAAUAUUUAUCCCAACAAUCGAUGUUCAAAAGCUAUUUCACUACGAGAAAAGAUAAAAGAUACAAUGUUGUGUGCUGGAAAGAUGGAAGGAGGUAAAGAUACUUGCCAAGGAGACUCAGGAGGUCCAUUACAAAUUGUAUUGGAAAAGCCUUAUUGUAUGUACAGUAUUAUCGGGGUUACUUCUUUUGGAAAGUUUUGUGGUUUUGCUAAUGCACCAGCCAUUUAUACAAAAGUUUCCGCAUAUGUUCCUUGGAUAGAAAGUAUUGUAUGGAAAUAAAAAACUAAAAAUAGAUUUUAAUUAGUAAUGACAGAUAAAUGCAGUUUCUUUUCUGGGUUUGAAUCAAAAGGAAUAAAAAUUUGUACAUAGGUUAAGAGUUAUGUUAAGAGUUUUUUAAAUAAAUGGAUGUAACC